Prunus armeniaca (apricot) is the source of this 840-nucleotide messenger RNA. The record is from the annotation of a GenBank genome assembly. Lineage: Eukaryota; Viridiplantae; Streptophyta; Magnoliopsida; Rosales; Rosaceae.
AUGGAUGCAAGUAUGGAUCCUAUGUCGCUCCCUUUAGAUACCCAAAGUUACUUGGUUAAGGUGAGACGUAUUCCUCUGCUUUUUCUAAUGCCGGUGAUGGGCAAAAAAAUAGGCAACUAUUUGGGAACUUUCUUUAUGGUGGAUCGAGGUCUUAAUGGGGAUUGCCUUGGUAGCUUCCUACGCAUCAGAGUGGGGUUGAACGUUUUGGAGACAUUGAAACGAUGUGUGAUGCUCAGACUUGCGGUUAAGGAACCAACGAAGCAGUAUGAGAUUGAAUAUGAACGGAUACCAAUUUUCUCUCUCUUUUGUGGGAAGCUUGAUCACGUGGGUUCGCACUAUAAGCUUGCGGAGGCCUUUGAUGGGCAAGGUGGACAGAAGGAUGAUAUGGAGGUGAAAGUGGAGCGAGGGGCUGAAAGCCCUUUAGUGAGUCUUUUUAAAAGGAAAAGGGUGGAUUACUCAUGUGCACCAGGUUUGGAUAACCCUUCUAGCCUGGAUAUUGGGCUUGAGAAGUCUGGUGAGGUUCAGGGCAAUGACUCUUUGGUUGAGGCCGAGGUUACUCACAUUAGUGAUGGGAUUGGCGAAUUCAACAAAGGAAAACAUAUUGCUUUGGAGGAGGUGCCGAUUCUGUAUGGGAAUGUUUCCCCGGGGGCAAAAGCUAAAGGGAUAGGGCGUGGUUUUAGAGUGGGCAAAGCUCGUUCUAGAAGCAGCCCUAAAAAAGAGAAAGACCCUAGGAAGGGGGUUUUGUCGAACAAAGGUAUUGGGAGGAGUUUGGUUCAUUCAGUGAGCAAGGUUGGCCAAUCCGUGAUGGGUCUUGGGAAUUGGGCCCAUCACGAGAAAUGA